AUGAACAACAACAGGCAACAACAACCAACAAAGAGUAAAUAUAAAGGAUAUCUAAGUAAUGCUAAAACAUUACCAUGUGUAUUCAAUGCUUUAAAAGGGACUCAGAUAACAGUUCAAUUGAGAAAUGAAAGUGAAAUAUAUGGUACCGUUGAUAAUAUAGAUAAAUCUUUAAAUAUUGAAUUAAGAGAUGCAACGAUUACAAAGGGAUAUGAUUAUAGACUAUUGUUUGAAUCGAAUACUUUAAAUGAUACCAUUCAUCAAAUAGAUAUAAAUAAAGAAAAGGAGAAACAAGAUAGAGAUGAUAAAGAGGAGGAGGAAGAAGAAAAUAUCAUUGAGGAAGAGGAGGAACAAGAACAAGAGAUGAAUGAGGAGGAGGAGGAGGAGGAGGAGGAUGAAAAAAUGGAUACAACAACAACAUCGACAACAAACAAUGAAACAAACAAGACAAUAUCAGUUACAUCAACACUAAUAUUAACCAAAGAGGUAAUAGAAUCAAUUAAAUUACAACCAAAAGUAUAUGAUUUACUAUUAGUCAAUAGUAGAAAUAUUAGAUAUAUUCAUAUUCCAGAUAGAAUAGAUUUAAAUCAUUUAUUAUUUGUUUAUAGUAAAACAUUAGUAAAGAAUAGAGAUAAAUAUCAAAGAACUAAAAGAAAACCACCAACUGAAAAAGCAAUGCCAUCAGUUUAUGUUCACGAUGAUGGUUCUACUUUAAUUCAACAACAAACAGAUUAUAAAAAAGUAGAUAAGAAAUUAUAG
Cavenderia fasciculata is the source of this 756-nucleotide messenger RNA. RefSeq lists its product as uncharacterized. Gene Ontology annotation, molecular function: histone pre-mRNA DCP binding; U7 snRNA binding. Lineage: Eukaryota; Evosea; Eumycetozoa; Acytosteliales; Cavenderiaceae. The record is from RefSeq and is a predicted model, not a curated record. Gene Ontology annotation, cellular component: nuclear body; cytoplasmic U snRNP body. Bases 1 to 756 code for a protein of 251 amino acids. Gene Ontology annotation, biological process: mRNA 3'-end processing by stem-loop binding and cleavage. The transcript is spliced from 3 exons.